Molecule: messenger RNA, 1425 nt
Organism: Wasmannia auropunctata (little fire ant)
Lineage: Eukaryota; Metazoa; Arthropoda; Insecta; Hymenoptera; Formicidae
Gene: Ubc2
Product: ubiquitin-conjugating enzyme E2-24 kDa
Exons: 6
Coding region: 103-663 (186 amino acids)
Biological process (GO): protein polyubiquitination
Cellular component (GO): nucleus
Molecular function (GO): ubiquitin conjugating enzyme activity
Source: RefSeq, a predicted model, not a curated record
GGCACUGUGCGUGGUCGUGUGCGUGUGUCCUAAAAGGGACACAGGGAUAUCUAUAGAGGACGGAGCGGGAGACCCAUGUAGACGGCACGCCGGGGAAUAGUCAUGUCGUCAGGAGCAGGCUCCAGUGGAACUGGGCGAGGACGUGGUUCCUCCUUGGCAGACAAUAAACCAGACAGUAAAGAAGCGAAGCCAAAUCCAAAGAUGUCGAAAGCUUUAGGGACGUCCGCUAAGAGGAUACAAAAAGAAUUGGCAGAAAUUACGCUGGACCCACCUCCCAAUUGCAGUGCAGGACCAAAGGGUGAUAACUUAUACGAAUGGGUUUCUACCAUAUUGGGUCCUCCAGGUUCGGUUUACGAGGGCGGUGUGUUCUUUCUUGAUAUACAUUUCUCGCCAGAAUAUCCUUUUAAACCUCCUAAGGUUACAUUCCGAACGCGCAUCUACCAUUGCAAUAUAAAUAGUCAAGGAGUAAUCUGCUUGGACAUAUUAAAGGAUAAUUGGUCCCCUGCAUUGACAAUUUCGAAAGUCUUACUGUCAAUAUGUUCCCUUUUAACAGACUGCAAUCCAGCUGAUCCAUUGGUAGGUAGUAUAGCUACGCAAUACCUACAAAAUAGAGAAGAACACGAUCGCAUAGCGCGGCUUUGGACCAAACGCUAUGCCACAUGAGCAUAUUCUUAAUUCAUAUUAAACUCCUAUUAGUCUCAUGCCAACUUAUGAUCAUUGCUGCUCUCAUACAACUUGUCUCAUAUGUAGCCUGUACACAUCUUUAUCUAUGAUCAUGUUGGUCAGAAAACACAAGUGAGCGAAGACCGUUUGAGAUCAGCUCAAACAUGAUUGUGAUGUGCUUUUAUGUAGAGUAUGUAAUGUGCCUAAGACGGAUGAAUGUGCGUGCAAGUGUUUAAAAACAAGUGUGCUAGGGCAUAACGAGACAGGAGUUUUUCACUUAAAAAGUUACAAUGAGAUAGUAUUUAAAUGGAUUGUAUUGUUCACAAAACAAUACCAGCCACAAUGCUGCUAAUGUUUCUAGAAUAGGAGAUAACAUGAACAAUAUUGAUAAUCUAAAGUGUAAGUAAUUAAUAGAUAGAUAUAUAGGCGAUAAGACGUAAAUGUAGAGGCCCAUUUUUCCAUAAUUAGCUCCCAUAUUUUUAUAUUGAAUUGCGUUAAAUUUAAAUUAUUAUGUUCAUAUACAUGUUGACGCCUGACUCAAGAUAUAGGCUAAUUGCAUGUAACUGUAACUAUAAUUUAACUGCUGCAAAACUACCGUAUACAUUUUGUGUUCAUAAUACAAUAAUUGUAACGUUCUGCAUGAAGCAGAGGUCGGUCAUGCUUGUGCUAUCAGACAUAAUUCAAUUGUCUGGGCCCAAAAUAUAUUGUAACUGUAAAUAAAUAUUAUUUACUGUAUACUUAUAUACUGGUACAUUCAAGAAA